AUGGCAAAUGUUAAGUUGGUUGGUCUAUGGUAUAGCCCUUUUAGUCACAGAGUUGAAUGGGCUCUCAAGAUUAAGGGCGUCAAAUAUGAAUUUAUAGAAGAAGAUCUACAAAACAAGAGCCCUCUGCUUCUUGAAUUGAACCCUGUUUACAAGAAAAUACCUGUUCUCAUUCACAACGGCAAGUCCAUUUGUGAGUCAAUCGUAAUUGUUGAAUACAUCGACGAGACAUUUGAAGGCCCUUCCAUCUUGCCUAAAGACCCUUAUGAUCGAGCUAUAGCUCGUUUUUGGGCUAAGUUUUUUGCUGAAAAGGGGCCAGCAGUGGGGAGAAGUUUCUUUCUCAAAGGAGAGGAGCAAGAGAAAGCUAAAGAGGAGGUUUAUAAGAUGUUGAAAGUUCUUGAUAAUGAGCUCAAGGACAAUAAGAAGUACUUUGUUGGUGACAAAUUUGGGUUUGCUGAUAUUGCUGCAAAUGCUGCAGCACUUUGGCUUGGAGUUCUUGAAGAAGCAUCUGGAGUUGUUUUAGUCACAAGUGAAAAAUUUCCAAAUUUUUGUGCUUGGAGAGAUGAAUACAUUAAUUGCAGCGAAAACAAGGAAUAUUUACCUUCAAGAGAUGAGUUGCUUGCCAAAUUGAAAGCUCGCUUUCAAGUUGCCGAAUAA
This is a messenger RNA of Solanum verrucosum, 654 nucleotides long. RefSeq names its product probable glutathione S-transferase. The transcript is spliced from 2 exons. Gene Ontology annotation, cellular component: cytoplasm. The record is from RefSeq and is a predicted model, not a curated record. The coding region runs from base 1 to 654 and encodes 217 amino acids. Gene Ontology annotation, molecular function: glutathione transferase activity. Gene Ontology annotation, biological process: glutathione metabolic process. Lineage: Eukaryota; Viridiplantae; Streptophyta; Magnoliopsida; Solanales; Solanaceae.